GGUCUGCCGGGUCAGACCGGCAUCUUCCCUUGCUAUUGGAGCCAACGCGCACCACAUGAUGGUGAUUGCUGACAGCUCUGUUCCUCUAUUCACCCGAGCAUCAAGACAUGUGGCUGUGAGUUCGAUGACACGAUCACAAAGUCAAUCAUCAAACUGCGGCCUGUAGGGUGUCCUAUGUGGAUGCCCUUAUGACUGUACAUGCUGUUUCUGAGCACCGAAGCCCAAUAACAGAACAUCGCUCAGCUGUUGGUAGGUGGGGUUCCUUCCCAAUCAAGCCCUUCCAGGUGUCACUCUAAUUCACAUGAGCAAUGAAGUCACCCGGCAGAAUGAGAGAUCGCCAAGUUGGAGUGAUCUCCAGCACCUCCACUAACAACUCCAAAAAGGGUAUGAUUAAGGUCGAGGAUGAAGAGACUGGUAACAAUGAGGCAUAUCUCGACACUGAGAAAGCAAAAGAUGUUUUGCCAAAGGAGGAAAAAGAGGGUGUUACUGAGGAAGGAAUGGAGGAAGGAGAUGAUGGUGACAGGACAGAGGACGAUGAUGAAAAUGAUGAAGAAAGAGAUUCUGCGGCUGAACCGGAGGACUUGUCGAUGAUGGAUUAUUCACUUUACGACAGUGCAGCUCUGCAGGAUGCCUCAGCAGGGCCCGCUUCAGAGAGAACUUACAUGGCAGGAGCCAUGACUCCCCACAUGCAGUCAAUGGGGAAGCUUAACUGCGACAUCUGCGGCUUGUCCUGCGUCAGCAUCAACGUACUGCUGGUGCACAAACGCACCCACACGGGUGAGAGACCAUUCCACUGUGCUCAGUGUGGAGCUUCCUUUACUCAGAAAGGAAAUCUGCUUCGCCACAUCAAACUCCACUCUGGGGAGAAGCCUUUCAAAUGUCCCAUGUGCAGCUAUGCUUGCCGCCGACGUGACGCCCUGAGCGGGCACCUGCGCACCCAUUCUGUAGAGAAGCCCUUCAAGUGCAACCUCUGCAGUCGCAGUUACAAGCAGCGCAGCUCCCUCGAAGAGCACAGAGAGAGGUGCCAUGUGUACGUUCACUCUAAAGCACCUGCUGAGAAAGACGCGAGUCACCCAUCAAGGAUUCAGAUGGGCACCGAGCGUGCUCUGCUACUUGACAGGCUCGCCACAAAUGUAGCCAAACGCAAGAGUUCCAUGCCGCAGAAGUUUACAGGUGAUAAUGGUGUCUGUCUGGACCUGAGCUUGAACAGGAACACAGUUCACCAACAGGACCCUCCUUUAGGCUCCCCGGGGCCUGGGGUGCACUGCCAGCAGCCAUUAAUACGUUCAGGCCAUGACAGUGACCCGGCUCACUCCCAAAGGCCAUACCCUGUUCUGUUAAACCGCAAUAACAUCAGUCCUGUUGGCCUCACCAACGGCCACAAGACAAUCAUGCCCCUGCCAGGUCUACCUCACCCCCCCCAGCAACCUCCUGUCAUGGAUGCGUUCAACCCUGAUGGCUUCCAGGGAUCUCCCAUCAUGUAUAGCUUAGGCCACUUGCUGGGUGGUCUGAACCAUCAGAACGGGAUCCCACACUCUCAGCCCGUUCCCUUGUCACCCUUGGAAGCUUUGCAGGUGGUGCGGUCUGACGGAGAAGCUGGGGGGAUGCCUGGGGCCUUGUACUCCUGCAGCCACUGCAAGGUGAUAUUUCUUGACUACGUUAUGUUUACUAUCCACAUGGGCUGCCACGGCUUCCGCAACCCGCUUGAGUGCAAUGUGUGUGGCCAUUGCAGUCGAGACCGUUACGAGUUCUCGUCACACAUAGUCCGCGGGGAGCACCGAUUGGAAAUGAAAUACCUACCAUCCCAUUCGGGGCCCACAUUACACACAUAAUUGGGUGACAAAUGACGAUGCAGAUUUACUUUUCAAUGUAGCUAGUGGAACUCUAUGUUCAUUUCUAGUUCCAACAGUUCACAACUAUGUGGUGUGUUUUGAGUGUAUAUCAUAAAGUAGGAGGUAGAUUUCAGAAAUGUAUUAGUGUUAGGUUGGUGUUAUACAUUGUGCUGUAUACCAGGCUAUUGCUACUGUUCAUUUUGAACAUUCAAAUGUUAUCCAAAACAGCUAAAUAUAUUCUGCUGAUGUUUUUUUCUUUGCUAAGAGAUUAGAAUAAAAAUCAUUUUUGUCACAUGAAUGCCUCCUCCUUGUUGUAUUCAUCAGCCAACAUUUGCCAUGUACAAACUAAAGGAAAAAAUAUUGAAGGGCAUGUCUCAUUUUUGUAUGCUGUGGUUAGAGAGACAAGCAGUUCACCUCAGAUGAUGUGUUUUGUUCACUCCUGAAACACAUUCGCUGUGUAAUAUCAGUAGAUUUCAUUAACUUUGACAUUAGUGAAUGUGAUUUUACUUAUGAGUUUACUCUUUUUUCAGAAUUUGUGUUUUCUUAUGUUUAAUGGAAGUAGUCCUACUUUCACGGCAUCACUUUGAGGCAUGUUGAGAGAUGAUUACUGGUAUGUUGGUGAUUUUGAUGUUGCUAAAUGUUAUGUAAGUACUGACAGUUUCACCUCAAUGCCUUAAAGAAGAGGGUGUUGGCUUCAUCCAGCUGCCACCGCACUAUCUAUCCAUCAGUGGCAGUUCCCUUUUCUCACUUUUGGUUUGAAGAGAAGUAACACUUGUGAGGGAAACCACAGUUUCAUGUCCAAAUGUGAGAUUAGAUAUUAUCUCAUAAAUUUUAACUCAAUGCUUAUCUUUUUCCGGUCAUAACGGGUUGGUGACACAAGUUUUUACUUGAAAAAUAAAGUAAAUGAUGAAAUUAAAAUGCAUUUUAUAUAUAUGGAGAGAGAGGGGGGGGGGGGGGGAGAUUAUUUAUAAGUUAUGAACCGUCACCUGAACGUGAUGGAGGGGGUUUGUGUGUCCCAAUGAUCCUAGGAGCUAAGUUAUCUGUGUCACGUUUGCAAGGUGGUGGUGGACCCCAAAAAGCAGGCAGCAGGGAGGAGCAGGGUGAACUUGACAAUUUGUAUUUAUAAAACACAGAACACUAAAUCCUAAACAAACAAAGUCCAAAGUAUCAGACAAAAACCAUAAGUGAAGCUCAAAACUGGUGAUGGGACGAGCGACACUUGUGCGUCAGCACAGUGCCGAGAGCUCAAGAGUGAAACCCCGUAUUGGUGCAUGUAUUGCUUUAAGAAAGAAUCACGUGACCAAUACAGGAACUAAAUCGUUUCAAUGUGCUGCGCCAAAGUGUGUUUACAAGGACACAAACUGUAUCAACAUGUCGUGGGUUUGUUGGCUGGGAUUUUACGAAAUUAUGGAUCGUUCUCAGAAGUUUUCCCCAGUGUGGAAUAAUUUUGAUCUUGGUAAAUAUAUUUCCCCUUUGAGCAUUGUUUACUGUUAUAUACUUUCUUUUUUUUACGGUGGCGCAUUGCACCCACUUUAUCAGUUUAUCAAGUGAAUGACCUGUUAUACAUAUGAUAGUCAGUUAAAGAGCCUUGCACUUGCUUUAUUCAUCUUAUCUUAUAAUUGCGAGAUCCUCCAUAAUUGAAGUCCAACGCUGCCAGUCUGAAGCAAACACACCCAGAAACCAAGACCCUUUACAAUAUUGUAAAUGGAACCAGCAAACAUAUCCAGAUCAACUUUCAUUUAAAACUCUCUGCUCACUAUCGUAAUUUGAAAUAUGAGAAAGAGUAUUUUCUGAGGCUGGAGAGCUGGUGUAAGAGGAGAAAUCGCCUAGGAGCAAAGACACUCCAAAAACUUUUGUUACUCAAUAAAAAUUCAUGAACUA
This is a messenger RNA of Hippocampus zosterae (dwarf seahorse), 3713 nucleotides long. Its product is annotated as zinc finger protein Aiolos-like. Gene Ontology annotation, biological process: regulation of transcription by RNA polymerase II. Gene Ontology annotation, molecular function: DNA-binding transcription factor activity; RNA polymerase II cis-regulatory region sequence-specific DNA binding. Bases 309 to 1832 code for a protein of 507 amino acids. The transcript is spliced from 6 exons. NCBI's taxonomy places the organism in Eukaryota, Metazoa, Chordata, Actinopteri, Syngnathiformes, Syngnathidae. The record is from RefSeq and is a predicted model, not a curated record.